Molecule: messenger RNA, 3735 nt
Organism: Drosophila willistoni
Lineage: Eukaryota; Metazoa; Arthropoda; Insecta; Diptera; Drosophilidae
Exons: 13
Coding region: 260-3649 (1129 amino acids)
Biological process (GO): monosaccharide transmembrane transport
Cellular component (GO): membrane
Molecular function (GO): hexose transmembrane transporter activity
Source: RefSeq, a predicted model, not a curated record
CCAAAUUUAUGUAGUUUAAGCGAGUUUUGGGCCCGAGUAGUUAUAGUAUUUACCAAAUAUUUACCUUGAUAAUUUCCCAUAAAUGUUAUAUUGUGUUCAGUUCGUUAAUUUUUUUGUUGGGUUCAUGUGGCAAGCGCGAAAGUGAUGCGGUUUAUUUCUUAACUGUUUUUGGGUUACACAAACGCCGGCGGCAGCAAUAAAAUUUUUAUUAACAAUUCGGUGCCUUAUAAAGUGUUUGUGAAGUGCUUUCUAUUUAAAUAUGGCUAAUAAAAGUAAUUAUGGCCAACAUCAAGCAGAAGUCCAACAAUUAAAUCCCCAAAAUACAAUAGAGUUGAUAGCAAGGCAGCAACAGCGAUCCAAAUGGGGUAAGCUGCUCAUAUUGGUGGCUUUUGCAACAACAAUUGGCGGUGCGGUUCCAACUGGCUAUUGCAUAGGCGUUAUCAAUGCGCCCUCUAAGUUAAUGAAAAAUUGGUGCAAUCAAACGUUGCAUGACAAAUAUGGAAGCGAUUUGAGUGUAAGUUCCUUAGAUUUGUUAUGGUCAUCGAUAGUUUCAAUCUUUCUGGUUGGAGGCGCCAUCGGAUCGUUGGGUGGGGCUGGAGUAGCUAAUAAAUUUGGCAGAAAAGCCUGUUUUCUCAUUUGUGGUGUACUGUUUACCAUUGGAGCUGUACUCUUCUUCCUUUGCCGUGCGGCCAGUUCAGUUGAAAUGCUCGUAAUUGGGCGAUUCAUUGUUGGCCUCGCAUCUGGUUUGGUUACAGCUACAUUGCCCAUGUACCUAUCGGAAGUUGCACCUCUAUCUGCGCGCGGAACUUUGGGUGUGUUUUGUGCCGUAGGCGUCACAGGAGGUGUGGUGGUGGGUCAAAUUUGCAGUCUAGUCAAUGUUUUUGGCACUGAAGACCUUUGGCAUUAUGCGUUGACUGCUUACAUGCUGUUAAUUGUUGCCUGCUAUUUACCUUCAUUCGUCUUUCCGGAAAGUCCGAAGUUCCUCUACAUAGUCAAGGGGGAUCACGCAGCUGCCCGUCGUGAGCUUACCAGAUUGCGUGGCUUAAAUGAUGAUGACUUGAUUUCGCAGGAGAUAGCUGAAAUGGAGGCAGAGGCCAACGCGAAGGUGCAAUCUAGCAGUUUCUGUGAUGUGCUGCGGGACCCGAACUUUUUAUUGCCCAUAUUCAUUGUCUGCUGCUUCCAUGGCGGUCAACAAUUGUCCGGAAUUAAUGCGAUUUUCUAUUAUUCAGUAUCUAUUUUUGAGAAGGCCGGAUUAUCUACGGUAAAUGCUCAGUGGGCGAAUUUGGCAGCCGGAGGACUGAAUUUGAUGAUCUCAUUGCUCGGGCCAAUGCUAAUGGCCUAUUGUAAUCGACGCACUCUUAUGAUGUUUUCCUGUGGUUUAUGUUCUAUAUUCUUGUUUACCAUUACCUUUGUCCUCUACUAUAUAGACUUUGUCAGCUGGUUUGCCGCCGCUUGCAUAUUUUGUAUUAUGGGCUACAUAUUCUUUUAUCAAUUUGGCCUGGGUCCGAUUCCUUACUUUAUUGGUGCAGAACUCUUUGAAGUGGCUCCCCGUCCUGUAGCAAUGUCUAUGGGAAGUCUGGCAUCAUGGACUUGCAAUUUUGUAAUUGGUAUCUCAUUUCCCAGUCUUCAAAAUGCCUGGGGUGCAUUUGUCUUUCUACCGUUUUCCAUAACGUGCGUUCUGUUAUGUUUGUUGACGAAAUUCUAUUUGCCGGAAACGCGUGGACGCGAUCCGUCCGAAGUAGCACCACUUGUCUCGAAAGGCUUUCGCUCGAAAGUGAAAAUCCUCUUCUACACGGAAAAUGAUGCUCCGCCGGAACGUAGGAUCGGACCUCGAUUCGACGACGGCCGUACAAGCUUGGUCGACACCGACUUUGGUCACGGUCCCGUAACUGGCUGCGACGCCGGGCUAGGGAGCGUCGUCUGGUUUCUUAAUCCGUGGAAUCCAGAAUUUGGUUCGCAGAUACCGCACCAUUAUUUGAUUGCCGCCAUGCAGCGUGAUGCGAUGGGCGAAUUCGACGAGCAGGCGCGUAAAAUGGGUACUAUAGGGGAGGAGAACAGGAGACGUUUGUUGUACCGGAGGGAUUCAGCGGCUCGGAGUCGUCCACAUGAGCGGAGUAUCCCAUUUUGUCGCCUAAAUCUUUUGUUUGUGAUUCAUACGUAUUACUUUUUGGGGAUCUGUCCCAUUUUGCAGCCGGUGGUACGACCAAACAUGAAGGACGGAUGGACUCCGCUUUUGGUCGUCAUUUGUAUGACAAUCACUGUCGGUACAGCUAUCCCAGUGGGUUACUUUAUCGGUGUGGUCAACGCUCCUGCAGAGUUGAUCAAGAAUUGGUGCAAUGAUAUUUUGCUCAAUGAAUAUGACACCACGGUUAGUUCGACACAACUGAAUAUAAUAUGGACAUGCAUUGUUUCUAUAUAUCUAGUUGGGGGCAUUGGAGGUUCCUGUUUCAGUGCCUGGUGCAGUGACAGGUAUGGACGCAAAGGUUCUCUUAUUAUCAGUAGCCUGCUCCUUAUUAUCUCAGGAAUUCUCUUUACAUGGUGUCGGACUGCCAAAUCGCUGGAAAUGCUAAUGACCGGUCGCUUUAUAGGUGGCUUGGCCUCUGCCUUAAUCUUUACAGCUCAACCCAUGUAUCUGCUAGAAUCGGCUCCCUCCCAGUUAAGUGGUAGCGUUGGUGUGUUCACUUGCCUAGGUAUAACAGGAGGAAUACUGCUUGGCCAGGUGAUAACCUUACCACAAAUAAUGGGGAAUCUGAAUCUCUGGCACUAUGCAUUGAGCAGCUAUACCAUCCUGGUAUUGCUGUCUUUAGUGCCUAUGUGGUUUUGGUUUCCCGAAAGUCCACGUUGGCUUUACUUAAUCAAACGUGAUGCGGCUGGUGGUGCAAAGGCUUUGCGGCGUCUGCGUUCCGAAGAGAAUGAAGAUGUAAUACAGCAGGAGCUAUUGGAAAUGGAAUUGACGCUACGAGCAAAUACAGAGAGUGCCUCGUUAUGGAAAGUACUUACAGAUAGAAAACUGUUCCUGCCCUUGCUUUUGGUUUGUUCCUUCCAGGCCACUCAACAACUAAGCGGUAUUAACGCAAUCUUUUUUUACUCCUUGUCCAUAUUCACCGAUGCCGGAUUCUCUUACUCUACAGCCACUUGGCUCAAUUUAGGUCUAGGCGGCUUCAAUCUGUGCUCCUCUCUCCUGGGACCUCUGCUAGUUCACCGAAUUGCCCGUCGUCCAUUAUUGAUGUGCUCUUGUUCCAUUUGUGGGCUCUCUCUAAUAGGCAUGUCGUUUGGCCUGUACUUCUUGGAUAAAUCACCGAGUACUGUGUUGGCCUAUUCGUGCAUUGUCUUCGUUCUGUUAUUUAUAUUGGGGUUCCAGCUUGGACUGGGUCCCAUUGCAUACUUUAUUGGGUCAGAGUUGUUUGAGGAUACGCCCCGUCCAGUCGCCAUGUCGUUGGGUAGUCUAUUCUCGUGGGUUGCCAAUUUUCUAGUCGGGAUGUUUUUCCCUUUGCUGCAGAGUGUCUGGAGCUCUUUUGCUUUUAUGCCCUGCAUGUGCGUUUGCAUGUAUUGUCUUAUUUUAACCUGGAGAUAUUUGCCGGAAACACGAGGUCGAAAGCCAAAGGAUGUCCAACCACUGAUGAGUCAAGGAUUACGGUCGAGACCGUAGUCGAAUUAUCUUGGUAUAAAAAAAGCUAACGCUAAUCAUACUUUUUGUAAUAUGCAAUUAAAAUAAAAUUAAUGUAUGUACAUACA